Messenger RNA from Octopus sinensis (East Asian common octopus), 1010 nucleotides. RefSeq lists its product as uncharacterized. Bases 242 to 910 code for a protein of 222 amino acids. NCBI's taxonomy places the organism in Eukaryota, Metazoa, Mollusca, Cephalopoda, Octopoda, Octopodidae. The transcript has 2 exons. The record is from RefSeq and is a predicted model, not a curated record.
GCUUCAUGAAGGUCACUGCUAGCUCCCAGUGAGCAUGCAGCCAUGUGCCACCAUCUGUUGGCGCGCUACAAAAUUAGUCUGGGAACUGUUUGAUGCCACCUUGUAGAUAACUAGACUGACAGACAGAUUAGGUAGAGGUAGAGAGUGAGGCAGAAAGACAGACAGACAGACAGAUAGAUUGAGAGAGAGAGAGAGAUUGACAAACACGCAUACAAACGUGAAUAUGUAAAGGUGUAUAUGCAUGUGUUUGUUAACUGUCAGCCAGGCAGACUAUUUUUGUCACAUUCCCAUACACAAUGACAGUCAGCCCCCACCAUCCCGCACCACUCCAUACCAGCUCAGCUCAACAACUCUUCAGAACAGAAGACCAAGGACUGUUGGCAAUAUGACUCGGAUAAACCAAUUUUCAGAUAAAACGUCUCUCUACCGAAUCCUGCUCCUCACCGUAUGUCUCCUGGCUAAUCCUCUCCUCGGCGGCAUCGCCCUCAACCUUCACUUCCAGUCACGGCGCCACACGAGGCGCGGCCAGCUGCGUAGUGCCUUCUCCCUGGCCAAGCGGUCAGUUGCUAUGGCAGUAAGCGGUGUGGUGAUGUCUUUCUUCAUCUUACUUCUGGUGGGUCUCUACGUCGGAGGAGGGGGAGAUCAGCAGGGCCCACAGAUCAAGACGCCCCUGGACCCUGCGGCCGGACGUAGACCAGAGAUGACGUCAAACCCAAACAGAAAUUUGCACCCAAAUUCAGACACGAACUCACACCACCCAAGAAAAGGGCCUUGUUACAACCAUAGGGGCCGAGAACAGAUAACAAUCAAUGCACCAAUAGUCCAGGGUGGUGGUCAUGUUGGUGGUGGUGGUGGUGGUCAUGGCAAUGGUAAGGAAAGAAAUGACAGCAGUCAGGCUAAUCUGGAUUAAGACUUGUGAAUGCUGACAUUAAGAGUGGAAGAUAUAUUGCCAUGGUGAUGAACGCUAUGUCUGAUGCUGACAUUGGUGGUGGUGGUGGUGGUGGUGGUUG